CUCCAUCAGAAUGGCAUCAACACAAAUCGCCCUCGCUUCUAUUCUUGAUAAUGACCUUUACAAGUUCACCAUGCAGCAUUGCGCUCUGCAGCAUUACAAAGAUGCUCAGGUUGUAUAUCAAUUCACCAACCGCGAAAAAGAACUUUCUUUAAACCAGGAAGCUUUUAACUGGCUCCAAGAACAAAUUACUAGUAUGGAGUCUCUUGUGCUUACAGCUGAUGAGCGUGAUUAUAUGGCAAGUUUCCCAUUUUUCGAUCAGAGCUACAUAGACUACCUUGCCAAGUUCCGUUUCCGUCCUCAGGAACAAAUCCACGCCCAAUUUGACGCAAGUACUGAAUCUCUCAGUCUGACGAUCAAGGGCCUGUGGCACGAAACAAUUCUAUACGAAGUUCCUCUACUUGCCUUGAUUUCUGAGGCCUAUUUCCGCUUUGUGGACCGUGAUUGGAAUUACGAUGGCCAGGAAGAACGGGCCAAGGAAAAGACCAGAGCUUUGUUGACCAACGGAUGUCACUUUUCUGAGUUUGGCACCCGUAGACGGCGCGAUUUCAAGACACAUGAUAUUGUUUUUGGUGCCAUUCAUGCUGAGCAUCAAGCGCUUUUGAAAGAGGAUCCUGAAAUCAAAGGCGGCGUCACAGGCACAAGCAACGUCCACCUUGCCAAAAAGUACGGUGUCAAAGCAAUUGGCACACUUGCCCAUGAAUUCUUUAUGGCAGUGUCUGCUCUCGAAGGCAUUAAGCAUGCCAAUCGUACCACACUCAAGCGUUGGUACGAAACUUACCACGGCAACCUUGGCAUUGCUCUCACCGAUACCUUCACAACCAAAGUAUUCCUCCAGGACUUCAACAAGGAUCUCGCAGAUAAAUACAUUGCUGUCCGCCAAGAUUCUGGGGAUGCGAUCAAGUUCAUCACUACUAUUGUGGACCAUUACAAGUCUAUUGGUGUUGACCCGAGUACAAAGAUGAUCGUGUUCUCAGACGCAUUGGAUGUCAAACGCGCUGUUCAGCUUGUUAGCUUGUCGGAGGAGGCAGGAAUCAAGGCUAGCUUUGGUAUCGGCACUUCGCUGACAAAUGAUUUCAAGAAGGCCAGUGAUCCUACCAAGAAGAGCAAGCCUUUGAACAUUGUGAUCAAGAUGAGCGAGUGCAAUGGAAAGCGUGUCAUCAAGUUGAGUGACGACGUACUGAAAAAUAGUGCUGAUGCAGAGACUGUGAGAAAAUUCAAAGAGGAGCUAGGCAUUUAGAUAAUAUAAGAUACAUAUAUAAAAUAUUUGAUAAACAACAAUAUCCCACACAUACACACACACAAAGAGAGAGAGAGGUGUAUAUUAUUUCCUGCUAAUAGUAAAAUAGACUAAAGAAGAAGAAUAAAAAGACAGCGACACCAAUAAUAAUAAUAUAUGAUAUAUCUAUACAUAAAAGAGCCAAUAUUUCAAU
Molecule: messenger RNA, 1430 nt
Organism: Phycomyces blakesleeanus NRRL 1555(-)
Lineage: Eukaryota; Fungi; Mucoromycota; Mucoromycetes; Mucorales; Phycomycetaceae
Exons: 3
Coding region: 11-1237 (408 amino acids)
Biological process (GO): NAD+ biosynthetic process
Molecular function (GO): nicotinate phosphoribosyltransferase activity
Source: RefSeq, a predicted model, not a curated record